This is a messenger RNA of Tripterygium wilfordii, 1396 nucleotides long. Its product is annotated as target of rapamycin complex subunit LST8. The transcript is spliced from 10 exons. Gene Ontology annotation, cellular component: TORC1 complex; TORC2 complex. The coding region runs from base 187 to 1137 and encodes 316 amino acids. Gene Ontology annotation, biological process: TOR signaling; regulation of actin cytoskeleton organization. Gene Ontology annotation, molecular function: protein binding. The record is from RefSeq and is a predicted model, not a curated record. Lineage: Eukaryota; Viridiplantae; Streptophyta; Magnoliopsida; Celastrales; Celastraceae.
CGUCUCAUUCAUUAUGCAUCUCUCCGCAACUCCGAAGUUCCAAACCCCUUUUAAAAAACCCCCCAAUUCUCAGUUCCUCAAUCUAUUGUUAUCUCUCUCAUAACAAAUGAGUUGGAAAAUUAUUUAUUUUUGCGUAUGUUUAUGUAACCAGUGGUGAUUAGCAGAUUAGGAGGAGAUCAAGAUACGAUGGCUCAACCAUCUGUGAUCCUCGCUACGGCUAGCUAUGAUCACACCAUCAGGUUCUGGGAGGCCAAAAGCGGCCGCUGUUAUCGCACCAUUCAAUACCCUGAUUCGCAAGUGAAUCGACUUGAGAUAACACCAGAUAAACGAUACGUUGCUGCAGCAGGGAAUCCCCAUAUUCGGUUGUUUGAUGUUAAUUCUAACAGUCCUCAACCAGUGAUGAGUUAUGAUUCACAUACUAACAAUGUUAUGGCAGUGGGAUUUCAAUGUGAUGGGGACUGGAUGUAUUCAGGGUCUGAGGAUGGGACAGUCAAGAUUUGGGAUUUGAGGGCUCCUGGUUGUCAAAGGGAAUAUGAGAGUCGUGCGGCUGUUAACACUGUGGUCUUACACCCAAAUCAGACUGAACUGAUAUCUGGGGACCAGAAUGGGAACAUUCGUGUGUGGGACUUGACAGCAAAUUCGUGCAGCUGUGAGUUGGUUCCAGAGGUGGACACAGCAGUAAGGUCACUAACAGUUAUGUGGGAUGGGAGCCUUGUAGUCGCUGCUAAUAAUCGUGGAACAUGCUAUGUUUGGCGAUUGUUGCGAGGGACCCAGACUAUGACAAACUUUGAGCCCCUUCAUAAGCUACAAGCCCAUGAUGGUUAUAUUCUCAAAUGUCUUCUAUCGCCCGAGUACUGUGAACCCCACAGAUAUCUGGCUACUGCAUCUUCUGACCACACUGUCAAAAUAUGGAACGUUGAUGGCUUCACUUUGGAGAAAACUUUAAUUGGUCAUCAACGCUGGGUAUGGGACUGUGUUUUUUCUGUAGACGGUGCCUAUCUGAUAACAGCUUCGUCAGAUACAACCGCAAGACUUUGGUCCAUGUCAACUGGUGAAGAUAUUAAGGUGUACCAAGGGCAUCAUAAAGCAACUGUAUGUUGUGCGCUACAUGAUGGAGCUGAGCCCUCUCCAGCCUGAACCAACCCAGUAUUCAUGUUAUUGCUUUGUCUACAUAGCAUUUAUGAGAUGUGAAAUGGCAUAUUUGAUUUUCGCCAAUCAUUGACAACUCAAAUAUUAACUAGUGAUUUGUAAAGUGAAAACAUCUUAUCCCCUCAUGACAAAACAUAGAUGAAUUUUUCAGUUGACAUUUUGGCAUUCAAAUCACUUGGCAGGCCCUAUAAGCUAGAAUACAUGUUCAAUGUGAUAAUGUUAAUGAAGAAUUUUGAAUCAAACCUGA